Messenger RNA from Ctenocephalides felis (cat flea), 490 nucleotides. RefSeq lists its product as uncharacterized. Lineage: Eukaryota; Metazoa; Arthropoda; Insecta; Siphonaptera; Pulicidae. The transcript has 2 exons. The record is from RefSeq and is a predicted model, not a curated record. The coding region runs from base 96 to 434 and encodes 112 amino acids.
AAAAUUCAAUCAAUAAUUUUCUAGGUUGUGCCAUUUGACAUUUAAGUUAUAUAUGUGCUUAUUUGUGAUGUGUGUUUAUUAACAAUUAAAAAGAAAUGGAGGAAGCUGUGGAGAAUUUAGAAAAAUCAGUGAAGACGACUGACCAAAAGUUGGAAAAUGUAGUUUGUAAAAUAGAUGAAUAUGAAAAAAAUAUGUCAGAAAAUGUUAAUAACGACGUUGCAGUGUUUGAAAUUCUGGAAUCUGUCACCGAAGUCAAGAACGAAUACCAAAACCUUAGAAAAGACAUACUCGAAGUACAAGUCCUUCAAAAACAACUUGCCAACAACUUACGCACCCAAUUAAAACAGGUUCAAGGAACUUUUACCAUGCUAAAAGGUAAGAUUGUCAGGCCAGAAGCUGCGACUCAAGAACGAGUGAGAAUUGAAGGAAAGUAGCUUACAAUUUCAUUGAGAUUUUAUUCAUUUUGGUUGUAUAGCAUUUCAUAUUUCAA